Anopheles merus is the source of this 1062-nucleotide messenger RNA. RefSeq lists its product as uncharacterized. Gene Ontology annotation, biological process: tRNA wobble uridine modification. Gene Ontology annotation, cellular component: elongator holoenzyme complex. The record is from RefSeq and is a predicted model, not a curated record. The transcript has 2 exons. Lineage: Eukaryota; Metazoa; Arthropoda; Insecta; Diptera; Culicidae. The coding region runs from base 220 to 996 and encodes 258 amino acids.
CUUUGCGCGCUCCGUGUGUUGUUUUCGACUGCCAAAAGGCCGGAUCUGCAGUACCGGCUGGUGCACGGCCUGCCGGGGCAGGUGGCAAGCGGCACCAUACACCGUUUCACUUACUUUUUCACCGAGGACACGAUUAAACAGAACCGAGCGGCUAAUACCGGCUGUACAAACGGACACUACCCCUCCAGCAGACAGCGACCCACCACCGCACCCGUCAGCAUGGCGUUGGACAUACUGUCCGUUUGCGGUUGGCCAAUCGCCGGCAGCAGGAACGACCACCAAACGCCGCCACAGCAGGCACCGCCGCGCGUUACCCUCGUCCAGGAGCAGUCCGGUGUCGAUGGAGCCUUCCUGCUCGCAAUGCUGCUGACGAACCAUCUCAAGCGCAGCGGCGACAGUCGUGUGCUACUAUUCGCUGCCCAUCACAAUGCCGCCCACUAUACCGCCGCCUGCCAGAAGCUUACGUUUAACGCCGCAUCCGCCAUCCAGUCGGGCCAGCUGCGCAUCGUCGACGUGCUGGCGGCCGUGUACGGGGGCAGUACGGGUGGAUCGGCACUGCUGCAGCUUAUCAGCGACCGGGUGGCCGAGGCUGGCCCCACCAGUAACACACUCAUCAUCGUGGACGAUCUUACCUGCCUCGGUGCAUUGAUGGGCGGCGGAAGUGGUGAAAAUGCUGUGAUCGAUUUUGUCGAACGGCUUCUGCUGCCACUCCACCCGGCGGCCGCCCAUUGCGUGCUGAAGGUGAACGUGUCGGAAUGCUACGAACGGUUGUGCACGUUCCUGGCCGAUCUGGCGGAUGUGAUCGUCGGGCUGGGACCGCUCCCGUCCGGUGCCAGCCACGAGCUGGACGGUAUCUUAACGGUGUACCGCCGCCAGUCUACCUCGUACCCGCUGCUGGGCGCAUUGCGCGAACCAGCCAAAACGCUGCUCUACAAAGUGCAUGACCGGCUGGUACGGACCUAUGUGCCCGGAGAGGUGGGAAUAAAAAAUCUAUAAUACCGCCAGCAGUACCGAAUCCAACGCGACGGUGUUUGGCGGCAUGCCAAGUGUAAUAUUUUACGG